Messenger RNA from Bufo bufo (common toad), 2516 nucleotides. It is a transcript of the gene PCK2, whose product is annotated as phosphoenolpyruvate carboxykinase 2, mitochondrial. The record is from RefSeq and is a predicted model, not a curated record. Gene Ontology annotation, molecular function: phosphoenolpyruvate carboxykinase (GTP) activity; manganese ion binding; GTP binding. NCBI's taxonomy places the organism in Eukaryota, Metazoa, Chordata, Amphibia, Anura, Bufonidae. The transcript is spliced from 10 exons. Bases 229 to 2160 code for a protein of 643 amino acids. Gene Ontology annotation, biological process: cellular response to glucose stimulus; response to starvation; cellular response to dexamethasone stimulus. Gene Ontology annotation, cellular component: cytosol.
GUGACACGAUGCCACGGGUGUGUGCGCUGGAAAUCUCAUACAGGAUGUAACUGACAAACAAGACCUUUAGUCCAGUUUGGCCACCCCAAACCGGUCUGCGUGUAGUCCUGCCUCCUGCUGGUGUGCCUGCCUCCGGUCCCUCCCUGGACGGUGUAUCCCCUCACCUCCCCCUACUCCUCAUCCUGCAGGAUCUCUCCGCCCGGCUGCUGUCUGCCUCCUGCCGCUGACAUGCCAUCCUUCUCCGUGCGUGUUGUGGGGCCAUGUUCCCGGACCAUUAAAGCAUGGGUGCAAUCACAGCAGGUAAGCAGCCGGCAGGCGCAUGCCCUGCGGGUCCUGAGUGGGCAAAUAGAGCGGCUUCCUCCUGCCGUCCGAGAAUUUGUGAUAAGAGGAGCCGAACUGUGUGGCCCCUCAAAUAUCCAUAUAUGUGAUGGCACCACCGCGGAAAAUGACACCAUCCUGACUGUAUUACAACAAGAGGGGAUGAUAAAGAAACUGCACAAGUAUCCAAACUGCUGGUUGGCUAGAACUGACCCAAAGGAUGUGGCUCGAGUUGAGAGUAAGACGGUUAUAGUAACUGCAAACAAGAGGGACACUGUUCCCAUUCCUGCAGAAGGAGCUAAGGGUCAACUGGGUAACUGGAUGUCCCCAGGAGAUUUUGAAAGAGCCAAGAAUGAUCGCUUUCCUGGUUGUAUGAAAGGUCGUACGAUGUAUGUAUUGCCAUUCAGUAUGGGUCCGGUUGGCUCUCCUCUGUCUAAAUAUGGGGUUCAGCUAACAGACUCCCCAUAUGUAGUUGCCAGCAUGCGUAUCAUGACUCGUAUGGGUACACCAGUCUUGGAUGCUCUGGGAGAUGGUGACUUUGUGAAAUGUCUACACUCCGUAGGGCAACCACUUCCACUAAAGGCCCCCCUGGUGAAUUCAUGGCCCUGCAACCCUGAAAAGACACUCAUUGCCCAUGUUCCUGAUAACCGUGAGAUUGUCUCUUUUGGCAGUGGAUACGGAGGAAACUCUCUCUUGGGAAAAAAAUGCUUUGCUCUGCGCAUAGCCUCCCGAAUUGCCAAGGAUGAGGGCUGGUUGGCUGAGCAUAUGCUGAUUUUGGGUAUCACAAACCCUGCUGGACGUAAGAGGUACAUCGCUGCUGCCUUCCCAAGUGCCUGUGGAAAAACAAAUCUUGCAAUGAUGCGGCCAUCGCUGCCUGGCUGGAAAGUACAGUGUGUGGGAGAUGACAUUGCCUGGAUGAAAUUUGAUAGUGAAGGACGUCUUCGGGCUAUUAACCCAGAAAAUGGCUUCUUUGGUGUGGCUCCUGGCACCUCUGUAAAAACAAAUCCCAAUGCCCUGCAUACGGUGGAGAAGAACACUAUUUUCACCAAUGUAGGAGAGACUAGUGAUGGAGGCGUGUACUGGGAAGGAUUGGAUCAAGAUCUUCCACCUGGGGUGACUGUCACAUCCUGGCUAGGAAAACCCUGGCAGAAAGGAGAUAAGGAGCCCUCCGCACACCCAAAUUCACGUUUCUGUGCUCCUGCUGCUCAGUGUCCUAUUAUGGAUGAGGCUUGGGAGUCACCAGAGGGUGUUCCAAUAGAUGCUAUUAUCUUUGGUGGUAGAAGACCUGAGGGUGUGCCUUUGGUCUAUGAAAGCUUCAACUGGAACCAUGGGGUGUUUGUUGGAGCUGCUAUGAGAUCUGAAGCUACCGCAGCUGCAGAGCACAAAGGCAAAAUUAUCAUGCAUGAUCCUUUUGCAAUGAGGCCUUUCUUCGGUUAUAACUUUGGCCAUUACCUUUCUCACUGGCUGAGCCUGCAAAACAGGCCUGGACUACGUCUUCCCAAAAUAUUCCAUGUCAACUGGUUCCGAAAAGAUGACAAAGGGCAGUUCUUAUGGCCAGGCUUUGGGGAGAAUUCCAGGGUACUAGACUGGAUCUUCCGUAGGACUGAAGGAGAGGAGAGUGCUCGACAGACACCUAUCGGCUAUCUUCCUGCUGAGGGGGCAUUGAAUCUAGAAGGCUUAGGUGGAGUUGACACAAACCAACUAUUUUCUCUCCCCAAAGGAUUUUGGGAAAAAGAAGUGCAAGAGGUAGGGAAAUACCUGACAGAGCAAGUGACUGAUGACUUGCCUUCACAAAUUAUGCAGGAGCUUAAUGGCCUGGAGAGCAGGGUAAAACAAAUGUAAAGAGAUACUACAGGGAACUGAACUGAAAAGCAAUAAAAAGGGAGAGGUACACUACUCGAGAUCUAUGGAGAAUAAGUGCCUUAUGUCACACUCAGGAAACCAUGUGGAGCACCAUAACUAUGAUGCAUAUAACGAACUAGAAACAUGGCCAAAGCGUGAGAAUAUAAAAAUAUUUUGCAUAUAUUAAGUCAAGACAUCCAGCCUAUACAGCAAAGAAAAACAUAGAUGAGUUACGGUUCGAUCCACCCCAAUCUGCCAAGUUCCAUUGGAGGUGACCUCAGGAAUUCUUUGUGUUUUAUUUUUUUAAAACUGUCCAUCUUUGUUUUUUUAUGCAAGUAAAAUAGUUUUUUCUUAUC